This is a messenger RNA of Talaromyces marneffei, 1503 nucleotides long. RefSeq lists its product as uncharacterized. The transcript has 2 exons. The record is from RefSeq and is a predicted model, not a curated record. Bases 1 to 1503 code for a protein of 500 amino acids. NCBI's taxonomy places the organism in Eukaryota, Fungi, Ascomycota, Eurotiomycetes, Eurotiales, Trichocomaceae.
AUGCCCUCUCUUUCGAGGCAUGUCGGUCUAACGAGGAGGGGCCAUACGGAAGGAGCACCACUAUCACAAGCCGGUGGAAGACCUGUAAGUCGAGGAUCACAAAAUGUCGUGACGCCCAAAGAAGAAAUUAGUACAAGUCAGAAAGUGGAACCUGCCACCGACGACGAGCCACUAAGUUCCAGUGAGGAGGAGAGCGAAGCCGAACGAGUUAAGAAACAAGAAUUGGAAGAAAGGAAAGAAGAGGAUCGACAAUUUCAAGAGAAAGUGGCAAAAGAUACCAACAAGAAAGGUGCGGGCAAACGAAAGCGUGAUGGUAGGAGGAAGAGCAACCCACCUUCUUCAAAUGCACGCACAGACGAGGACAACGGGUACGACAUAUUUGGUAUGAGAUCAUCACAGAAACUGGCCAGCAGUCAAGCAAAAACAUACAGCAGCCAGUCCAAUAUCAACAAGCUCAGUGGAUUCCAAAUACCCCGGGAGAUAGCUGUGAAGGAUAGGAAAUCUGAGAGUCCCGUUGACUUCAUCAAUCCAAGAAAUAUCGAAUGGAAAAGCCCUCGCAAGUCACAGAAAAAGACGAACGGAUCGACUGCAAACGGCUACAAGAAAGAAGAAGACACUACCUUUCGUAUGCCUGCAGCUCUCAAGGAGGAUCCAUUUGACAGUAUACCAUUGCCAAUCAGCCAAUUUAAGGAGCCACCCGGCCAAUCUACCACAAGCGAUCCCAGCUCCGCAUUCACUGCUGGAGACUUCGAUUUCGAUUUCGACGACAGCAUAUCAUCACUUAGCUCACCACCGUCCGAACUAGCUUCUUUAUUGUCGGAAGAUGACGACGACGGAACCCAAAAUAUACCCACAAAUACAGAACAAUCACUAUGCCCGAACUGCAACGCCCCCGUCGACCCAGACUUGCUCGGCGAAUAUCUGAUACGGCCAAAUCGGCGCUUAAAGGACGACCGCCUAUUCUGCGAAAGUCAUAAGAUGAAUAAGGCAGAGAAGGAUUGGACUGAUAACAAAUAUCCCACGAUUGAUUGGGACACGUUUGAUAAGCGAGUGCAAGGACAUCUUCUAGAACUCGAGCGUCUUUUAGUGCCCAACCCCUCAACUUUCUUCCGGGGUCGCUUUGAGAGCACUUUGAAUGAUGGACAAGCCAAAGUUUUCAAGUUUGACUUGGAGGGCGAUAGUACAGAGGGACUGUCGUGCGGAUAUUAUGGCCCUAAGGGGGCGAACAAAAUGCUGAACUUUGUAACCUCCAAAUACUCUGGCAAGCUUCGUCAGCUAGCGGCCACGGACAAAGUCAUCAAAGCUGCCGGCGCGGCUGCGUAUGCGCAAGCCGUGCUUGUGCCCGAAUUGACGGUUUUAUUAAUCAAGAAAGACAUGAAAGUCGACAGCCAGGAUGCUCGGCAAAUUCUUAGAGAGAGCACUGAUAUUGGAUUAAGACUUAAUCCAGCGGAACAAGAUCGGAUCCAUGUGGAACAGAAAAAUGAAGUUGAGAAAAGGAAUUGA